CUACUUUUAUUACAUUUGCGCAUUAGUUUUAUCUUAUUCCUCAUUAACGCCAUUAAAGCGGAAAAAAAGCUUUCAAGAAAUAUUAAGCUCAGAUCUCGCAAUCACAAACCCUAGAAGCCAAACAUUGCGUUUUUUGAGCUCUGUGAUCUGAUCAGAAUAUUAAGGCGGUGGCCAAAAUUCAUGGCCUGGAGUGACCCUUUGUGUAUGGUUUAUCAACAAUGAAGUUUUGAUUACAUUGCUAAUCAGUAGUGGAAAACAUGAACAUCGUUAAGGGUGUGGCUGACCUGAUUCGAAGGACGUCCAGUAUCCAAUCUGGAGAGUCUACGUCUGGGUCAUCGGCUGAUAGGUUUCCACCUCCUGCUCCAAGAAUCCGCUUCAGUGAAGCAGGUGAUGAGGCAGUUUUACAUGCACUUUGGGAGAAAUAUGAGAGUGCUGUGGACAAGGUUGAAAAGAGAAAGCUGUUUCAUGUUUUCCUUAAGCAAUUUCUAAUGGUAUACAAAAAGUGGGAACCUGUAAAUACUGGCCAUUUACCAGAGUCUGCUUCAGUGACUGUUCCUACCAUGGAAUAUCCAUUACGAGUAGAUGAUAUAGUUGUAGGCUGCUCUUCUGGACACCCAGCUGAAGUCAUUCUUGUAUUGACUGAAGAGGUCACAAAAUUAAGCACUCUGGUCACUGAUUUAAAUACCACCGUGAUGCCCUCCAAAACGGACUUGCAAGAGGCUUCUACUAGCUUGAGUAUCCCCUCCGAAGGGUUGCAUGCAUUGGAUGCUUUAACAAUAAUAGCCCGUUCAAUACAUAAUUGCAGAGUUUUUGGAUAUUAUGGUGGGAUUCAGAGGCUAACAGCAUUAAUGAAAGGAGCUGUUGUCCAACUCAAAGCAUUAACUGGUGCAAUAUCUGGUGAUGAAAGUUUGUCUAAUGCUAUUGUAGAGAAGACCAAACUUCUGCAACAAAUACUUGUAUAUGUAGUGUCGAUAAUGUGUACCUUCAUUGAUUUGAAUACAAAUGAAUAUGAAAAAGCUCAGUUAUACAGUAGCUCUUUAGAUUUUCCUGUCUCAGGGUGGGAUGCGUUGUCGACCGGCUCUUCUAGUAUUUCAAAGAUUCCCACUGAGACAAGGCUGUAUUGGCAUCAGAAGGCAGUCAUGUCAGUGAUGGAAGCAGGUGGCCUCAAUUGGUUAGUAGAGUUGUUACGUGUCAUCAGAAGGUUUAGUUUGAAAGAACAUUGGUUGGAUGUAUCACUUCAGUACUUGACCAUGAGGACCCUUCAUUUAGCAUUAUCUGAUAAUCCACGUGGUCAAAAUCAUUUUAAAAGUAUUGGAGGGCUUGAAGUGCUGUUAGAUGGACUAGGGGUUCCAUCAAUUAAUGUGCUUUUGUUGAGGAAUGCCUUUCAUGUUGAUGAGAAGAGAAAUCAAAGCCUGUUGCUGAAAUUUUUCCAGCUUCACAUUCUUUCCUUGACAGUUUUGAGAGAGGCUGUCUUUGGAAACUUGAACAGCAUGCAGUUUCUAUGUGAAAAUGGAAGAAUUCAUAAAUUUGCAAAUAGCUUUUGUUCACUUGCUUUCAUGCUUCAAGAGUACCAGCAAAAGGCCAAGGAUUUGUCUAUACAGAACGAUUUUCAAAUGCCUGAUUUUAGGUCUAGUGACAAUUAUGCAAAGAUGGAGCCUACUUUUUCCCUGCCAGCUGGUGCUUCUUUUUCCCAAUUUUGGAGUGGAUAUGCUGUAAAUUUGAGCAGAGUGCUUUGUUCUUUCAUAGCUACUCCAGACAAUAUCAAAUCUCAUAAUGUCCCGUCUACCGCUGGUCGAAUUGCUAUGCCAGUUUCUUCCGUGUAUGGUGAACUUUCAGUUAAGUGGGCUGUGAGGGUUCUUCAUACUGUCUUCCUCUGCAUCAAGGCUUGUUCAAAUCAAAAUCAAUUGCCAAUCCAUUUAAGGGUCUUUGUCAAUGCUCUGCAGCAUUCUGUUCUUGAGGCCUUCAGGAAGAUUCUUGCUUCAACACCUUCAUCGCUUGAAGUAUUUAGGGAAGAGGGAAUAUGGGACCUUAUCUUCUCGGAGAAUUUUUUCUAUUUUGGGCCUGCUUCAGAAGAAGUUUCUGGAGAGUAUUUCACUUGCUAUGACAGAUUCAAGGAGAAGUAUGAAACUGCUUUUCCCUCUGGUAGCGCUGACAGCCAAACAAAGGCUAGUGGCAUUGAAAUCCUUCAGAUGGAAAUAGUUUCAUUUGUGGAAUUUGCAGCAACUUGUAAUGGAAGUGUGCAUAAUUUGCCUGAGUUAUCCGGUUUGUUGGAUGCCCUUGAACAAUGUGCCUAUCAUUCUGAGAUAGCUAAUGUGGUCGCAAAGAGUCUGGUUCGUGUCUUGCAGCUUUCAUCUGAGAAAACUGUUGCCUCCUUUAAGGCACUCAGUGCAAUUCCUCGUGUGCUCAAAGUUGCUUGCAUCCAAGCAAAAGAGUCGAGAAAGUCUGGAAGUGUAAGCCUGUCUCUUGAGAAAGUGCUUCCACCUUAUACUGAUGUGACAUCUGAUUUGCCUGAGACAGCUGAGAGUCGGCUUGAGUGCAUGGAAACAUGCAUGCAUCUGUUCACAGAAUUUUUCUCAAUAGCAGAUGAUGCGAGGAGUUCUGUUUUGCGUGAUAUGACUUGUAUCGAUUGUUUAUUUGAUUUAUUUUGGGAAGAAGGCAUGAAGAAUAUUGUGCUUGAGCACAUUUUUGACCUUAUGAAGAUAGUACCAUCAUCUGCAGAAGAUCAAAAGGCAAAGUUGCAAUUAUGUUCAAAAUAUUUAGAAACAUUUACUCAAAUAAAGGAAAGAGAGAAAAGUUUUGUACAACUGUCCAUUGAUUUAUUGGUUGGAAUGAGAGAGAUGCUCAGAACUGAUUCAGAGUACUAUCAGGCAUUGUUUCGUGACGGUGAAUGCUUUUUGCAUGUUGUCUCUUUAUUAAAUUAUGGUAAUCUUGAUGAGGCAAAUGGGGAGAAGUUAGUUUUAAAUGUUCUUCAGACUCUUACCUGUCUCCUUGCAAGUAAUGACAGUUCCAAGGCUUCAUUUAGAGCUCUUGUUGGCAAGGGUUAUCAAACCAUGCAAAGUUUGCUGUUGGACUUUUGUCAGUGGAGUCCAAGUGAAGCACUUUUGACUUCACUUCUUGACAUGCUUGUUGAUGGAAUGUUUGAUAUAAAAGCUAACCCUCUGAUAAAGAAUGAAGAUGUCAUCGUACUUUAUCUGAGUGUUCUGCAGAAGAGCAGUGAUUCUUUGCGGAACUAUGGGCUCAAUGUGUUUCUGCAGCUGAUCAGGGAUUCCAUUUCUAAUCGAGCUUCAUGCGUCAGAGCGGGAAUGCUUAAUUUUCUUCUUGAUUGGUUUUCUGAAGAAGAUAAUGAUAGUGCCAUUUUGAAAAUUGCACAACUGAUUCAGGUUAUUGGUGGACAUAGCAUAUCUGGGAAGGAUAUUCGUAAGAUCUUCGCUCUCCUACGAAGUGAGAAGGUUGGAAGCCGGCAGCAGUACUGCUCACUUUUGUUGACCACUGUGUUGUCAAUGCUAAAUGAGAAGGGACCUGCUGCCUUUUUUGAUCUCAAUGGGAAUGAUACUGGGAUCACUAUUAAAACACCUGUUCAGUUGCCUCUCAAUAAGGGUUUCUCGUUUUCAUGUUGGCUUAGGGUAGAAAGCUUCCCUAGAAAUGGAGCGAUGGGCCUUUUCAGUUUCCUAACUGAAAAUGGGAGAGGGUGCUUGGCAGUACUUGGGAAGGAUAAGCUUAUUUAUGAGUCGAUCAAUCUGAAGCGGCAAUCUGUUCAACUUCAUAUUAACUUGGUCAGGAAAAAGUGGCACUUUCUUUGUAUAACUCACAGCAUUGGAAGGGCAUUUUCUGGGGGUAGCUUGUUGAGAUGUUAUAUAGACAGUAGUCUUGUAUCAUCAGAAAGAUGCAGAUAUGCAAAAGUUAAUGAAUUAUUGACGAAUUGUAGAAUUGGCUCAAAAAUCACUUUGCCUCAGAAUGAAGAAGAUGGUUCUCUAGACUCCGUCCAAGAUAUAUUUUCUUUUCAUGGUCAGAUUGGUCCCGUUUAUGUAUUUUCUGAUGCUAUUUCAUCUGAGCAAGUCCAUGGCAUAUAUUCCUUAGGACCAAGCUACAUGUACUCAUUCCUUGACAAUGAAUCUGCACCAUUUUAUGAUAGUCCGUUGCCUAGUGGAAUUCUUGAUGCUAAAGAUGGUCUGGCAUCCAAAAUUAUCUUUGGACUAAAUGCACAGGCAAGUGAUGGCAGGAAAUUGUUUAAUGUUUCUCCAGUUUCAGAUCACACUUUGGAUAAGCAGACAAUUGAGGCGCAUGUAAUGGUUGGUACGCAGCUAUGUUCACGACGCUUGCUGCAACAAAUCAUUUACUGUGUUGGAGGUGUGUCUGUUUUUUUCCCUCUCAUUGCACAGUCUGAUAGAUAUGAAAGUGAAGAAAGUGGAUCUUUUGAACAUGCAUUACUUACUCCCAUCACAAGAGAGCGAUUGACAGCUGAGGUUAUUGAGCUUAUAGCUUCUGUAUUGGAUGACAACUUAGCAAAUCAACAGCAAAUGCAUCUUCUAUCUGGUUUUUCAAUACUGGGUUUCUUGCUGCAAUCAGUUCCACCGCAGCAACUUAAUCUGGAAACACUUUCGGCCUUGAAACAUUUGUUUAAUGUGGCUGCAAAUUGUGGUUUAGCGGAGCUUCUUGUGAAGGAUGCUAUAUCUAGCAUUUUUCUUAAUCCUUUCAUCUGGGUCUACACUGCAUAUAAGGUGCAGCGUGAACUGUACAUGUUUCUGGUACAGCAAUUUGACAAUGAUCCAAGGUUGCUCUCAAGCUUGUGUGGGCUUCCACGUGUUAUUGAUAUAAUUCGCCAAUUUUAUUGGGACAAUUCAAAAUCUCGAUUUGCUAUUGGAAGCAAGCCUCUUCUUCAUCCCAUUACCAAGCAAGUUAUUGGAGAGAGACCUCAUAAAGAAGAAAUACACAAAGUUCGUCUUCUUUUAUUGAGCCUUGGUGAAAUGUGCCUCAGGCAGAGUAUUGCAGCAGCAGAUAUAAAGGCUCUAAUAGCCUUUUUUGAAACAAGCCAAGAUAUGACCUGCAUUGAGGAUGUCCUGCAUAUGGUCAUCCGUGCUCUUUCUCAAAAACCACUUCUUAUUGCUUUCCUUGAACAAGUAAAUAUGAUUGGUGGUUGCCACAUUUUUGUCAAUCUGCUUCAGAGGGAACAUGAGACCAUCAGAUUGCUCAGCUUGCAGUUCCUAGGAAGGCUCUUGGUUGGCUUACCAUCUGAAAAGAAGGGGCCAAGAUUUUUCAGUCUUUCUGUUGGAAGAUCAAGAUCUCUUUCAGAAAACCAGAAGAAGAACAGCUCAAGGAUGCAGCCUAUCUUUUCAGUUAUCUCUGACAGGCUGUUCACAUUUCCGCUGACAGAUAAUUUAUGUGCUAGCUUGUUUGAUGUUCUUCUUGGUGGUGCUAGUCCCAAACAGGUUCUACAGAAAAACAGCCAGGUUGAAAAGCCAAAAAAUAAAGGAAAUAGCUCUCAUUUCUUUCUUCCUCAGAUCUUGGUUCUCAUUUUCAGAUUCUUGUCUACCUGUGAGGAUGUAUCUGCAAGAACAAAAAUAAUUAGAGAUUUGCUCGAUUUACUUGAUUCAAGUUCUUCGAAUAUUGAAGCUCUAAUGGAGUACGGAUGGCAUGCCUGGUUAACAGCUUCUUUAAAGCUUGACGUGUUGAAAGAAUACAAAAUUGAGUCUCGGAACUACAAUGAAAAUGAGUUGCUUGAGCAGAACUUGGUUAGGAGUUUAUUUUGUGUUGUUCUUUGUCAUUAUAUAUUUUCUGUAAAAGGUGGCUGGCAACGGUUGGAUGAAACAGUGAAUUUCCUCCUCCUGCACUGUGAGCAUGGUGGCAUACCAUACCGAUACUUUCUUCGUGAUAUUUUUGAGGACCUGGUUCAAAGGCUGGUUGAUUUUUCUUAUGAUGAAAAUAUUUUUUCUGGGCAACCAUGUCGUGAUAAUGCUCUAUUUCUUCUACGGAUGAUUGAUGAGAUGCUUGUCUCUGAUGUUGACCAUAAAGUUCUGUUUCCAGCAAAUGGCUUGGAUAUGUCUCCUGAUUCUAUAGAAUUUGAAACUCAAAAGGAUUAUGACUUCUCACUAUAUGAGAUCUUGCAAGGAGAAUUUGAUAACCAAACAUUAAGAAAUCCAUGGGCUUGCAAGCACCCAAUCACACUUGAAGAUGACCUAAUUGAUGAUAAGUGGUGGAAUCUAUAUGACAAUUUGUGGAUUAUCAUCAGUGAGAUGAAUGGUAAGGGGCCGAGCAGGAUGUUACCCAAGUCGGCAUCAACAGUUGGACCCUCAUUUGGCCAAAGAGCACGUGGCCUAGUCGAAUCAUUGAACAUUCCAGCUGCAGAAAUGGCUGCAGUUGUUGUAUCUGGAGGGAUUGGAAAUGCCUUGGGUGGAAAACCAAAUAAAACUGUUGAUAAAGCCAUGCUUUUAAGAGGGGAGAGGUGCCCAAGGAUUGUGUUUCGACUUGCAUUUGUAUAUCUUUGCAAAUCUUCUCUAGAAAGAGCAUCACGGUGUGUCCAACAGGUCAUUUCACUUUUGCCUUCUCUUCUGGCUGCUGAUGAUGAGCAGAGUAAGAGCAGAUUGCAGUUUUUCCUCUGGGUUUUGCUUUUUAUAAGGUCCCAAUAUGGGAUGUUAGAUGAUGGUGCUCGUUUCCAUGUUAUAUCACACUUGAUUCGAGAAACAGUCAACUGUGGGAAAGCAAUGCUUGCUACUGCCAUUGUGGCUAGAGACGACUCUUCUGAUUCGGGGACUAACUCAAAGGAUACAGGCUCCAUUCAUAAUCUGAUUCAAAAGGAUCGGGUCCUAAUGGCGGUCUCUGAGGAGUUAAAAUAUUUAAAGACAUCAGUAUCUGAUCGCUCCAAGCAGUUGCUUGAGCUUCGUGCUAGGAUGGAUGAAACUACCUCUGUAGAGACUGCUAAUAAGAAAGCAUUUGAAGACGAAAUACACAGCAGCCUGAACACAAUCCUUGCUUCAGAUGACAGCAGAAGAGCUACAUUCCAGUUCGCUCAUGAGGUGGAUCAGCAAAAUGUAGCUGCAAAAUGGAUACACAUGUUCCGCACGUUGAUUGAUGAGAGAGGGCCCUGGUCAGCUAAUCCUUUUCCAAAUUGUGUAGUAAUGCAUUGGAAACUUGACAAGACAGAGGAUGCGUGGCGACGCAGGCCCAAGUUAAGACGGAAUUAUCAUUUUGAUGAUAAGCUUUGUUAUCCUCCAUCCACUAUCUCAAGUUACGAGGAUACUUCAUCUGUUAAUGAAAGCAAAUCUAGUUUCGUGGGGCAUAUUCCUGAGCAAAUGAAGCGGUUUCUGCUGAAAGGAGUGCGCAGGAUAACUGACGAGGGGAGUUCAGAAGUUAGCGAAAAUGAUGCUGAACCUAACAGCCAAAAUGCAUCCAUUUCUGAGGAUCUUUCUGAGAGUCAUUAUUCGGACCUAGCUAAAGGAAACAGUGAUCAGAAGGAUGUGAUACAGGACGGCCAAGACCCUUCUUCCUCCUCACAGGAGACAGAACCUAGUGAGGUUCUUAUGUCAGUUCCAUGUGUACUUGUGACACCAAAGAGAAAAUUAGCAGGAAAAUUGGCAGUCAUGAAAAAUUUCUUGCACUUUUUUGGGGAGUUUCUGGUUGAAGGUACUGGAGGAUCAUCUGUUUUCAAAAACUUUGAUGCUGCAGGCAGUACUGAUGCCACCAAACUUGAACAGAAAAGCAAGUCUCUGAAAUGGCCUGUACAUGAUUUUAGUAGUCUGAAAGGGGUUUCUGUUGAUAAUGUAGAGACAGUAAAUGAAAAUGCACAUCAAAGACAGUUAAAGCAUGUCAAGCGGCAUAGAAGAUGGAACAUUGCCAAGAUUAAAUCAGUCCAUUGGACUCGGUAUCUACUUAGAUACACUGCUAUAGAAGUUUUUUUUGGUAAUUCAGUUUCGCCAGUCUUUUUGAAUUUUGGGUCACAAAAGGAUGCAAAAGAAGUUGGGACUCUAAUAGUUGCUACUAGAAAUGAAUUCCUGUUUCCAAAAGGAAGUAGUAAGGACAAAAGUGGAACUAUUAUGUUUGUCGAUAGACGUGUAGCCCUGGAGAUGGCAGAGAUUGCCAGAGAAAGCUGGAGGAGAAGGGAUAUAACGAACUUUGAAUACCUAAUGAUUCUCAACACACUUGCAGGGAGGUCUUAUAAUGAUUUAACACAAUAUCCUAUCUUUCCUUGGGUCUUAGCUGAUUAUUCAUCUGAGGUUCUCGAUUUUAACAAGUCAUCAACAUUUCGUGAUCUUACUAAACCUGUUGGGGCACUUGAUGCGAAACGGUUUGAGGUGUUCGAAGAUCGAUACCGUAACUUUUCUGAUCCUGAUAUACCCAGUUUCUACUAUGGGUCUCAUUACUCAAGUAUGGGGAUUGUGCUGUUUUAUCUUCUUAGAUUAGAGCCAUUCACAUCACUUCAUCGUAAUUUGCAGGGUGGUAAAUUUGAUCAUGCGGAUCGUCUUUUCCAAAGCAUUGAAGGGACAUACAGAAAUUGCCUAUCUAAUACAAGUGAUGUCAAGGAAUUGAUUCCUGAGUUCUUUUACAUGCCAGAAUUUCUUGUUAACUCAAACUUUUAUCAUCUUGGAGUCAAACAAGAUGGAGAGCCAAUAGGAGAUGUUUGUCUCCCUCCUUGGGCUAAGGCCUCUCCUGAAUUAUUUAUAAAUAAAAAUCGAGAGGCCCUGGAAAGUGAAUAUGUUAGUUCAAAUCUGCACCACUGGAUUGAUCUAAUAUUCGGUUAUAAGCAGCGGGGAAAACCGGCAGUGGAGGCUGCCAAUAUCUUCUAUUAUUUAACAUAUGAAGGAGCUGCCGAUUUAGAUACGAUGGAAGAUGAGUUGCAGAGAUCAGCUAUUGAAGACCAAAUUGCAAAUUUUGGCCAGACUCCAAUCCAGAUCUUCCGUAAGAAACACCCAAGAAGAGGGCCGCCAAUUCCAAUUGCUCAUCCUUUGCAUUUUGCACCUGAUUCCAUUAAUUUAACAUCCAUUAUGUCUAGCACAAGUCAUCCACCAUCAGCGGUAUUAUUUGUUGGCAUAUUGGACUCGAAUAUUGUCCUAGUAAACCAAGGACUCACCUUGUCAGUGAAGCUGUGGUUGACCACUCAAUUGCAAUCUGGUGGCAAUUUUACCUUCUCUGGUGUCCAGGAACCAUUUUUUGGAGUUGGUUCUGAUGUUCUUUCUGCUCGAAGAAUUGGUAGUCCUUUGGCUGAAAACAUUGAACUCGGAGCACAAUGCUUUGGAACAAUGCAAACACCUACUGAAAACUUUUUGGUCUCAUGUGGUAAUUGGGAAAACAGCUUCCAAGUCAUUUCCUUGAAUGAUGGAAGAAUGGUGCAGAGCAUUCGACAGCACAAAGAUGUGGUCAGCUGUGUGGCAGUGACAGCUGAUGGUAGUAUCCUUGCAACCGGAAGCUAUGACACUACAGUGAUGGUGUGGGAAGUUCUCCGUGUUCGAGGCUCAGAAAAGAGAGUUCGAAGCAUGCAGACUGAGCUACCUCGUAAAGAAUAUGUUAUUGCUGAAACUCCUUUUCAUAUUCUAUGUGGGCAUGACGACAUAAUUACAUGCUUAUAUGUCAGUGUCGAGCUUGAUAUAGUUAUUAGUGGUUCCAAAGAUGGAACUUGUGUUUUCCAUACCCUAAGGGAAGGAAGAUACAUAAGAUCUUUAAGGCAUCCUUCUGGCAGUGCAUUGUCCAAGCUUGUGGCCUCUCGGCAUGGACGAAUAGUGUUUUAUGCUGAUGAUGAUCUCAGUCUUCAUCUGUAUUCUAUUAAUGGGAAACAUCUUGCAACUUCUGAAUCCAAUGGUCGCCUCAACUGUGUUGAACUUAGUGGAUGCGGGGAGUUUCUGGUUUGUGCAGGUGACCAAGGACAGGUAGUUGUACGCUCCAUGAACACACUUGAUGUUGUGAAAAGGUACAAUGGAGUUGGAAAGAUAAUCACAUGUCUGACAGUAACCCCAGAGGAGUGCUUCUUGGCUGGGACUAAAGAUGGAAGCCUUCUUGUGUACUCUAUAGAAAAUCCUCAACUUCGAAAAACUAGUGCUCCUAGAAAUGUGAAAUCAAAAGCUGCUGUAACGGGAUAGAUCAUAUUGACUGAUCAGAGUCCUGCAGUUGACAGGUGCUGUUUGCCGAGUUUAUCUCUGAAUAUUUGAGCGCGAUCGAUCGUAACAAGUGCUUUGUUUAUAGACCAAACAGAUUUGUCCUAUCUGGGCUAUAUCUAUAUCAUGUGCUUCUGGCAUGAAGUAAAUCUCAAGCGGUAUGGAGGCCAGCAUUAACAGAUAGGAAACAGAUUAAAGCUUCAGCUUCAUAUUGCAAUAUACUCCAACCUCAAAUAAUUUGCACAAUACAGGUUCUCUCCUAUAACAGCAGGAGUUGAGCCAAUAUUGGCUCUUACAAAUUUAGUUUUUCUCCCCUCUCUAUCUUUUGAGGAGGUGAGCAAGGAUAGUGUUUGCACAUACAUGUACAUUAUUUUCUUAUAGGAUAGACUAGAAAUGUGUUUCGGUAACAACAGCACCUCAUUUUCUCCUUUGUUUAGUGCAUAGCAGGUGCUGAUCCUAAAAUACUUUGUAUAGAUAGCUGAAUUGCCUCCAUAAUUGGCAAUCUGGCAAUGUGAAACUGUGACUUGUACUUUAUAGGGCAAAUUGUGAAUGUCUUUGGAGAAUAGCAUUACUAUAGUAAAGAUCUAACUCAAUGCGAAUAUAAAUGGAAUAUCUGCCAUUUGAACA
Ricinus communis (castor bean) is the source of this 10706-nucleotide messenger RNA. RefSeq names its product BEACH domain-containing protein B. Gene Ontology annotation, molecular function: protein binding. The transcript has 41 exons. Lineage: Eukaryota; Viridiplantae; Streptophyta; Magnoliopsida; Malpighiales; Euphorbiaceae. Bases 258 to 10064 code for a protein of 3268 amino acids. The record is from RefSeq and is a predicted model, not a curated record.